Archocentrus centrarchus (flier cichlid) is the source of this 5948-nucleotide messenger RNA. Its product is annotated as protein MTSS 2-like. Gene Ontology annotation, cellular component: cytoplasmic side of plasma membrane; actin cytoskeleton. NCBI's taxonomy places the organism in Eukaryota, Metazoa, Chordata, Actinopteri, Cichliformes, Cichlidae. Bases 524 to 2944 code for a protein of 806 amino acids. The record is from RefSeq and is a predicted model, not a curated record. Gene Ontology annotation, molecular function: actin binding; phospholipid binding. Gene Ontology annotation, biological process: cell projection assembly; plasma membrane organization. The transcript is spliced from 15 exons.
GCCUCUGCACCAAUCACAGCCUGUCGUUAUUUUACCUACGAGCACAUGCAUGCACGAACGCACAGACACAGGCUCCGACAUACCACAUCUCUGUGGUUCUCCGCUGCAUGCACAUGCGUCCCCGCGUUGCGCUGGCUGCGCCAAGAUGAGCGUGGUCACCCCGGUACCAUAUGAACGGUACCAUCUCGCCGCCUGACUGAAUCAGAGCCGGAGUGGGAGGGAGCGAGAGAGAGCGAGAGCGAGAGACACCGAGAGAGAGUUUGUGUCUUUGCUCUCUCAGAACCAAUCUUACCUUCUCCUGGAAGAGACCGCAGAGCAGCCGUUUGUUUCGGCAUCUUUCUUUUUUUUCCACCCCUCCUCCUCCUGUUCUUCCUGCAUCCCUCCCGCUGUUGUCGGUCUCCCGGUUUUAAGGCGACACCGGAGAGGCCGGUCGUGAUUUUGUGGAAAUACAUUUUUUUGUAUAUUUUUCCCUGCUGGGUGUUGGUAGCGCGCAGUUGGUGCGCGCUUCUAAAAAUUCCGGCGAAUGGUGGAUUUGGCAAACAUGGAGACGGUGGAGAAGGAAUGCGGGGCCCUCGGAGGUCUGUUCCAGGCGAUUGUCAACGACAUGAAGUGCUCCUAUCCUGUGUGGGAGGACUUCAGCGCCAAGGCCACCAAGCUGCAUUCCCAGCUCCGGACCACUGUCCUGGCUGCUGUGGCCUUCCUCGAUGCCUUUCAGAAGGUGGCAGACAUGGCUACCAACACCAGAGGGGCGACCAGAGAUAUCGGUUCAGCUCUGACCAGGAUGUGCAUGAGGCAUCGCAGCAUUGAGGCCAAACUUCGCCAGUUCACCAAUGCUCUGAUGGAGAGUCUUAUCACUCCUCUUCAGGACAAGAUUGAGGACUGGAAGAAGACAGCCAACCAGCUGGAUAAGGAUCAUGCCAAAGAGUACAAAAGGUCACGUCAUGAGAUCAAGAAGAAGUCAUCUGACACCAUGAAACUGCAGAAGAAGGCUCGUAAAGAGAUCCAGGGGCGAGGAGACCUGCAGCCCCAGCUCGACAGUGCCAUGCAGGAUGUGACCGACAUGUGCCUGCUGAUGGAGGAGACCGAGAAGCAGGCGGUGCGCCGUGCCCUAGUGGAGGAGAGGGGUCGCUUCUGCACCUUCAUCGGCUUCCUUCAGCCAGUUGUGAAUGGAGAGAUCGCCAUGUUGGGCGAGAUCACCCACCUGCAGGCCAUCAUCGAUGACCUCACUGUGCUGACGACAGAUCCUCACAAACUGCCCCCUGCCAGCGAACAGGUGAUUAAGGAUCUGAAGGGGUCAGAUUACAGCUGGUCCUACCAGACCCCCCCAUCGUCUCCAAGCAGCUCCGGCUCACGCAAGAGCAGCAUGUGCAGCAGUGUAAACAGCGCCCACAGUAGUGCCUCCCGUUCGUCAGGGGGAGGCGGUAGUGGUGGUGUUGGUGGUGGUGGAGGCUCCUUGCCUCACUCACCCACCUCAUCCUCCUCCUCCUCCUGUCGCUACCGCAGCAGCCUGCCGCACCAGCCUCUGCCACCGGGGGGCAUUGCCGCCCACCGCCUCAGCAGUGUCUCCUCCCAUGAUUCGGGCUUCGUGUCCCAAGAUGCCAACAUCUACUCCAAGCCACCCUCGCCUAUGCCCUCAGACAUCACUAGUCAGAAAUCAUCCAGCUCAGCAUCAUCAGAGGCCUCAGAAACAUGCCAGUCAGUCAGUGAAUGCAGCUCCCCCACCACUGAUUGGUCCAAAGCAGGUCAGUAUGAGCAGCCUGUGGCUGCAGCGGCAGUCCAGAGAAGAAAGGAGCCUCUGGAUAGGCUGAGGGAGAACGAGGCAUCCCCGGGUUCCCAGGGAUAUGCUGGGCCAUCACAUCCUGAUGAUGGGCAGAGACCCAGGAUGACACCAGCUACCAUCGCUGCCAAGCACGGAGAGGAGGUUUCUCCAGCAGCCAGUGACCUCGCCAUGGUGCUUACCAGGGGACUCAGCAUGGAGCAGCAGAAGAGCAACAGAGAUUCCCUGCAGUACUCCAGUGGAUACAGCACAGAGACCACAACCCCAUCCUGCUCAGAGGACACGAUUCCUUCACAAGGUUCAGAUUACGACUGCUACUCAGUGAACGGUGAUGCAGAAGGUCCAGAUGGACAGACAGACUUUGACAAGUCCUCAACAAUUCCACGCCACUCUAACAUUGCCCAGAACUACAGGCGAAUGAUCCAGACCAAGAGGCCUGCCAGCACAGCUGGCCUGCCCACUGGGGUUCUUGGUCCAGGGGCUCAUGGGAUACCAGGGCAACCUGGUGGAGCUGGUGGAGGAGGAACAGGAACUCCAGGCACUGCCACCAUCCGCCGAACCCCCUCUACCAAACCGGGUGUGAGGCGCACAUUAUCCAGUGCAGGCCCCAUCCCCAUACGACCACCCAUCGUGCCUGUCAAAACACCCACUGUCCCUGGAGACUCACAUUCACCUGGUGCAGGUGGAGGGCAUGCAGGCGGCGUGCCUGUCCGUGUGGGCAGUGAGGAAUGUGUGUUCUUCACUGGAGCUGAGGAUUCACAGGGAGUGCUUGAUUAUGUGAAGGCUUCACCAAAGCGCCUCAGCCUGCCUAAUACCGCCUGGGGAUCGGGGGCUGCAUUAGAAGUCUAUGCUCAGCAGCACGGGGGCCUUCCAACAGGAACAGGCUCAGGAGCCGGAAUGGAGGAGGAUCAGAUGAUCGCGGCCAAUCGGCACAGCCUAGUGGAGAAGAUUGGCGAGUUGGUAGCCAGUGCGCAUGCCCUUGGUGAGGGGCAGUUUCCUUUCCCCGCCCUCCCUGAUGACCCCGCCCCGCCCCCAACUGGCCCCACUGACACUCAGACAGGGACAGAGGGAGCAGAAGGGUCUGGCGACAUGCUGACCACCAUCCGGAGAGGAGUCCGGCUUCGCAAAACCGUCUCCAAUGACCGCUCAGCUCCACGUAUAUUGUGAUUGGAGGAACAGCAGAAAGAGGAUGAUGCUUGUUAACCAAUAGGGAGUCAGGUGUUGGUGUGGCGCAACCCAACCACCUAGUACAUACACAAAAACUUAACCAUGUAGGGAAAGCUAUAAUAUAACAGAAGACAAAUGAAAACAGAAACAUACACAAAAAAAGACACCAUUAGAGUAAAUGAUAUAUAAUAUAAUGAUAAUAAUAACAAUGAUAAUGUUAACCCAUGCUGACCGUUAAAAGUUAAAUGCUGAAUAUUGACAGGCUCCUAGCAGGCCACUAUAACUAGUGUGUGUUGGACGCAUGUUUGUAUUCUAUACACCCUCACCCAGGGAAGGAAAGUUAUGAUUUUUAAAAAGAGGCAACGAAAGAGAGAAACACUGGGUUCUGUUCUGUUUUGCCAACUUACACCCUUCCUUAUCCUCUUCUCCAACUAACCUGACUGCCUGAUCCCAGAUGAAAGACUGAGAGAGGGGCCGGUGUGGACGAGAGAGAGAGGGGAGUCAGAGUGCCAUGUGAGCAGCUGGAUUCGAACCCAGGCUGUCUCAGCAGCAACACACUGUACUUAUCAGCCCAUUGAACUGAAGCUUUGGUAUUAGCACGGGGAGCUAACAAACCGGAGGGCCUCUCUGGUUCAUCCUAAUGUAAAAGAAUCUUCAGAAAAAAAAACACUGUUGGCAUUGAACCGUGCUACUGCCCCCCUUCCCCCCUCUCUCGCUCUCUGCAUUGUGAAUGCGUGCAUUCAUGGGUGUGCAUGUGGGCAAGUGUAAAAUGUGAGUGCGCGUCUACGUGUGACUAAUUGUGUGUAUGUGUGCGAGGGGGGUGGGUAGAGCUCUGCUGCAGGACAGCUGGUUACCCAAUGAGGGCAGGGCUUUUUCUCCUGUGUGUUGUGCGUGUAUUUUCUUGUUUAUAUUGUGACGUCAUUUACCUUGUUACCACUGUACGAGAAGUUAGGAGACGUACUCUGGGCGUAUAGAUAUAUUCAUAUAUAUUUUCUAGAACCAGAGAGAAAAUGUUAAAUCAGAAAUGGAGCAAUAAAUGUGUUUUAUUUUCUUGUUUUGAAGAAGCGGAUCGAUGGAGGAUCGCAGAUUCUCCUUUGUCACAUUCAGGCAAUCAUCAGGAAUGCUAAAUUACACAUCGACUGUGAAUUCAUGCCUAGCCGGUUUUGGCGUGUGUCUCCCUCUGUCCCUGUCUCUUUCUGAGUGAAAUUGAUCACAAAAGUCUGGAAAAAAAGGAACUAUAAGCACUUUGAUGGGGAAUAGAUUAUGUACAAUAGCAAGUAGGUGUUGUUGUAGUCAUACUGUAUGAUAGGGAGUGUGAAAGUGAGAGAGAUGGUGUCCUGGGGGGGGGGGAUUAUUUAAUUUGUGAACGAAGAAGAAGAAGAAGACAGGGAGGGACAAAGAGGAAGUGAGAAAGGCUGGUUGGAGUGAUUGGUUGAACGAGGUGGGAUAAGAAAGUGUCAGGGAUUAUGAAGUGGAUUAUGAAGAGCACUAAAGUUUUUAUUGCUGUGGCUCCACUUAAAUUUGAAGGACUGGUCACAUAAUGCAAAAAUAAAUAUCCACAGUAUAGACAGGUCAGACAAUCUUUGAAUAUAUACUUUAAUAUAUCCUGUGAUGGAUAUACCAGCUCUUCAGAUAGUUUCAUUUUUCUGUCGCUGAGCUUUCUGCCUCAUAACAUCAGAGCUGAGUGACUUUCUACUGUGGACCUUAAGCUGCUGAGCACAUUCUGUAAUAAAGAGCCUUUCAGUACUGUGAGUGUAACAAAUCUGUUCACCUGUGUUGUGUGAGGACAGAGGCAGAAAGUUCAGAAAUUGAGCAAAUUCAAUCCCAACGAUAAACACGUCUGUGGCAGAAAACAUGCCAUAACAUUUUUAAUUAUAUUUGCACCUUGUAAUACUUAACUGGUAUCAAUAGUUGAGGCUAUCGCACUGUGUUUUCCAGUGUCUGAUUGACUGUGUUUUUAGUGAUCUUCAGUCAUGUUCAUGCAGAAAUAGCACAGUUAUGUAAAAAUCUAGUCUGACCUGUAAAUAUUGUCUUUUUUGCAUUAUGAACACACAAAGUUAAGCCUUGAAUGAAGCUGGACGACACUCUUCUGCCUUAGACUUAAUCUGCUUGUUGCCCUUUCUAAAUAAAACCCGAGAUUUGAACCACACAGCUCACCCAGCACAGAUGUAAUCAAACGCAUGGAGAGAGCACGCCUAGCUGGUAGCUUUCAAUUUUGGACAUUGGUUAUUAAUUCUUUACUUUUUAGUAAACCGUGAUUAUUGUUUGGAACUCAGCGGUUACAUUACAGCUACUAUGUAACUGUUUGGGAGUCGACAUGUUUACAGCGGUGACAGUUUGAUGGAGACGUGGCAUCAUUUCCAGCUCUUCACAUAUGAGCAGGGGGAGUCCAUUUGAGAAAGCGGUUCAUGUGCAUCAAAGUUCUUUUAGCUGCCAGCUAGCUCCUGAAAAGUUUGCCUUUGCCCAAGCCUUCGAUUGAAACUCGGACUUCUGCACAGGAUGUGAGACGUGACUGCCUUUGAAGCUGUUGAAAGCCACCUUUCUGGAAUCCAGCCUCAGUACAAAAGGACUGUAACAAGUAAUGUAACACAACUGAAAUUACUCGCCCAACACUGGUUACAUGUAAAAUCAUUAUUUAGACCAACAUUUAUUCAGUCACAUGAAAUGAAUGUAGUCCCGGCAGUCAGACACAACGCUGGCGUCUAAACACGGCGAGGCCACCGCGGCACAGUUGAGCUCAGGAUACGGCUGUAUGACAUGAACAUGUAUGAACACUGAGAUGUAAGAAAAGGUGAAGCUCGCUUGAUGUGCUCUCUGAUGACAAAGACGUGGGAAUAUUUAAGUUGACAUAGAGGAAAAGAUGUGUGACAUGAGCAUUUCACUGCCUGUUCAUACAAUAUGUACUGUAUGUGCUGUACUUGUAAAAGAGAAUCAGGUGCACAGAUUAGGUUUAAAGGUUUGUUAGAAAAUAUUACAUUAAGUUUUUUUUUUUUUUUAAGUACUG